AUGGCUAAGCGCCAUGCCUUCGAGGCGCUCGAAGACCUCAGCGGCGUCGCGUCACCCGCGUCCAAACGUUCGCGAUUCGACGACCUAGACUCGCCUCUCGACGGCCCGACACCGAAGGAAGACAAACCGACCAACGGCGCGUCAAAGGGGGAAGAUGACGAAGAAAAUGAGCUCGACGACGAGCUAUCAGCGCCGGCACCCGUUCGCCAAGCUGCACCGACAGACGGCUACGCAGACCUCUACCUAGACACAAUCCACCGCCAGGUUCUGGACUUUGACUUUGAGAAGCUUUGUUCGAUAUCGCUAUCCAACAUCAAUGUGUAUGCCUGCCUCGUCUGCGGCAAGUAUUUCCAAGGACGAGGACCAAAGAGUUACGCGUACAUCCACUCCCUGGAUGAAGAUCACCACGUCUACAUCAACCUCGAAACACAGCGAGUCUUUGUCCUGCCCGAAGGAUACGAGGUCAAGAGCAAAGCCCUUGAUGACAUCAAAUAUGUCGCCGAUCCCACAUACACAAAGGAAGACGCGCGAGAUCUCGACCGCGUCUCCAAGACGAGUCGCACCCUCGAUGGAAAGGAGUAUAGUCCAGGGUUCGUGGGCAUGAACAAUAUCAAGGAGAACGACUAUCUCAACGUCGUGGUACAAGCACUUUCGCAUGUCGCGCCUCUGCGGAAUUACUUCUUACUGGAGAAUUUCUCUUCUAAAACAGAGCUCGUCAGGCGCUGCAGCAUCCUCUUUCGCAAAAUCUGGAAUCCGCGGGCCUUCAAGGCGCACGUCUCCCCCCACGAGCUGCUCCAGGAGGUGUCCCUCCGAUCCAACAAAAAGUUCACCCUGACGGCACAGUCCGAUCCGGUGGACUUUCUCUCGUGGUUCUUGAACAACCUGCAUCUCGGUCUCGGUGGCUCGAAAACCAAACCUGGGUCGUCCAUGAUCCAGCGGACAUUCCAAGGGAAACUCAAGGUCGAAUCACAGACAAUCACCGCAAGAGCGGAUGUGGGCGACAGGCUGCGAUUCGAGGAGGCUGCCGACGUCAAAGUCGACGUUGCGCGGUUCAUGUUUCUCACUCUCGACCUCCCGUCGGCGCCGCUAUUCCAGGAUGAGCUCGAAAAGAACAUCAUCCCCCAAGUGCCCCUGACCACCAUUUUAAGUAAGUACGACGGGCGGAGUGCACAGGAACAUCACGCCCAGAGGAAACGAUAUCGCCUGCUACAUCCGCUCCCGCCCUACCUCGUCUUCCAUGUGAAGCGCUUCUCGCAAAAUAAGUUCAUCUCGGAACGGAACCCUACUAUUGUCACAUUCGAUGCCAGGAACCUCGACAUGUCGCCCUACGUGGAACCCAAUCCGGCCGAACAUCCGCCGGGCGAGCCAAUAUGGUACGACCUCGUGGCAAACAUUGUGCACGAGGCCGUCCGGACGCGCGAGGAUGUCGCGGACACAGGCGAGGAGAGGAAGACGUGGAAAGUCCAGCUCAAGGACAAGGCAACGGGCGAGUGGGUCAUGGCGCAGGAUCUCUACGUGGACAAGGUACAGAGGGAACUGCUAUACCUAGGAGAGACAUAUCUCCAAGUCUGGGAGAGAAGAAGAGACAGCAAGGGGAAAGACAAAAGCCUAGUUUAG
Messenger RNA from Emericellopsis cladophorae, 1617 nucleotides. RefSeq lists its product as uncharacterized. The record is from RefSeq and is a predicted model, not a curated record. Gene Ontology annotation, biological process: spliceosomal complex assembly; mRNA processing; protein deubiquitination. The coding region runs from base 1 to 1617 and encodes 538 amino acids. The transcript has a single exon. Gene Ontology annotation, molecular function: cysteine-type deubiquitinase activity; zinc ion binding. Lineage: Eukaryota; Fungi; Ascomycota; Sordariomycetes; Hypocreales; Bionectriaceae.